UUCGCAUGCUAAAUAGCAAAAUGGGGUCAUAUCAAAUCCUCGGCCUCCUCUGUUUUCUCUGUCUUACAUUCCUCCCUUCCCUUUGUCUCGCCCCUUUGCCUUCCAGACCAACGCGAUGCCUUACUCCAUUUUAAGGAAUCCUUCGUGCUUGAUAGCAUGGCCUCGGACUCUUGUUAUUUGGAUAAUUCUUCUUAUCCAAAGACAGAGUCAUGGAACAAGAGCGUGGACUGUUGCUCGUGGGACGGUGUGACUUGCGACGAUGUCACCGAUUAUGUCAUCGGUCUCGAUCUUACUUGCAGUUGGCUUCGUGGCGCUCUCCAUUCCAAUAACUCCCUCUUUCUCCUUCACCAUCUUCAGAAUCUCAACCUUUUUGGUAAUAACUUUACUGGCACACACAUUUCGCCAAAUCUCAGUAUAUUUGCAAAAACGACUCAUCUGAAUCUCUCUUGUUCACACUUUUCGGGUACCGUUCCUAGUGAAAUCUCUCAUCUCUCCAAGCUGGUGUCACUUGAUCUCUCUUACUCUUAUAUUUAUGAAUCAAAUGGGCUCUCUUAUCUCGGGUUGGAAGAUCCAAUCUUCACAAUGCUUGCUCAUAAUUUAACAGUAGUGAGAAGGCUUGUUCUUGAUUUUGUAAACAUGUCCACGGUUUCACCAAAGUCCUUUGUGAACUUGUCGUCUUCUCUGACACAUUUUAGUGUUCGUGAUUGUUCCUUAAAAGGGAUAUUCCCAAUUGCUGUUUUUCAGUUCCCGAGCCUUACUACUCUCGAUUUGAGUUUCAAUGAAGAUAUGCUUGGGAUUCUUCCCAAAUCCAAUUGGACUGGUUCUCUUGCGUACUUGUCUCUCUUCUUUACAAGCUUUUCAAGAGAAAUACCUGAUUCAAUUGGCAACAUGAAGAAUUUAACAGUUUUAGUUCUUGAAGUGUGCAAAUUUACAGGACACAUCCCCUCAUCAUUGGGAAAUCUCAAACAACUCCAAUACCUAUAUCUUGGCCGGAGUAACUUUAGCGGGGUUUUAGAGUUUGAAAUCUUUACAAAGCUUAAAAAUCUACAGAGCCUUAGUGUUUCUCAAGAACUAAAUCUAACCUACGAUAGAUUGAGCUAUACGUUCCCUAAGCAUGAAAGGUUGAGGUUGCGUUCUUGCAACUUGACCAAGUUCCCUUAUUUCUUGAAUUCGUUAGAAAAAUUAAUAUACUUAGGCCUCUCUUCAAAUAGGAUUAGUGAGGAGAUCCCAAGGUGGUUCUAG
This is a messenger RNA of Syzygium oleosum, 1242 nucleotides long. Its product is annotated as receptor-like protein Cf-9. Bases 157 to 1242 code for a protein of 361 amino acids. The transcript has a single exon. The record is from RefSeq and is a predicted model, not a curated record. Gene Ontology annotation, molecular function: protein binding. NCBI's taxonomy places the organism in Eukaryota, Viridiplantae, Streptophyta, Magnoliopsida, Myrtales, Myrtaceae.